Parnassius mnemosyne (clouded apollo) is the source of this 501-nucleotide messenger RNA. NCBI's taxonomy places the organism in Eukaryota, Metazoa, Arthropoda, Insecta, Lepidoptera, Papilionidae. The record is from the annotation of a GenBank genome assembly.
AUGGAUUACGAAAAUAACAUUAACGAAGCCAUGAAACCUAUAUCCUGGCUUGCAGGCCGUUGGUUUACAGAACACGGUCGUGGAUCAUUUCCGAAUUUGAAAGAGUUCGAAUACCACGAAGAACUAGAAUUUUUAUGCGUGGGUCAACCAAUGUUUAACUACAUAUCUACGUCACGGCACCCAGAAACUGGGACUCCAAUGCACCAAGAGAGAGGCUUCUUACGAAUAAACCCUGGAACCAAUCAACUGGCUUUCAUUGUGAGUCAUAAUUUUGGACUUUCCACCAUUGAGGAGGGUCAUUUUGAUGCUGACAAGAAAGAAAUAAAACUACAAACUGUUAAUGUUGCUAGAACAUCUUUUGCCAAACCACCUCAUGUCCAAAGCUUCAAACGAGAGAUAAGGCUAUUGUCUCCAGACACUUUAGAGAUAGUUUUGUUUAUGAAGACUGAUGAUACACCAAUGAGCGAACACUUAAAGGCAGUUUAUAAUAAAAAAGUGUAA